AUGGAGCCAGGUCAAGAGAGGUGGAAAGAAGUAUACGAGUUUGAUACCCCGGUGAUCCACAUCGACAAAGCAAGUGCUCCCGAAACAACGACUUCAUCAUUGAAGCUCAUGCAUCGAUUUAAGGAAGAAGAGGUGACCAAGCUGAUGGACGAAGCCGAGCGAUCGUAG
Messenger RNA from Ascochyta rabiei, 168 nucleotides. RefSeq lists its product as uncharacterized. The record is from RefSeq and is a predicted model, not a curated record. Bases 1 to 168 code for a protein of 55 amino acids. The transcript is spliced from 2 exons. Lineage: Eukaryota; Fungi; Ascomycota; Dothideomycetes; Pleosporales; Didymellaceae.